Messenger RNA from Glarea lozoyensis ATCC 20868, 426 nucleotides. Its product is annotated as Methylated DNA-protein cysteine methyltransferase, C-terminal. The transcript is spliced from 3 exons. Lineage: Eukaryota; Fungi; Ascomycota; Leotiomycetes; Helotiales; Helotiaceae. The record is from RefSeq and is a predicted model, not a curated record. Gene Ontology annotation, biological process: DNA repair. Bases 1 to 426 code for a protein of 141 amino acids. Gene Ontology annotation, molecular function: catalytic activity.
AUGGCUCGAACCGACGAAGCAGAAGCAUUUUACUAUGCAGUUUAUAAUGCGAUACAAGAAAUUCCUUACGGCAAGGUGACAAGCUACGGUCAUAUUGCACGGCUAAUUGGGACUCCUCAAAGACCACGUCAAGUAGGAGUCUGUCUCAAACACCUUCCCACUGACCUAUCACUCCCCCACCACAACGCCAACGUUCCCUGGCAACGAGUUAUCAACUCGAAAGGCAUCAUAUCUCCCAGAGGCCAUCCCUCAGGAGCAGCGCAUCAAGCAGCAGCUCUUCGUGCCGAAGGUGUAACCGUUACUCAGUCGAAUAUGGGAGAAUUCAUGAUAAACUUUUCUGAGUACGGGUGGUUUCCAAAACAACUACCCAGUGAGGAGGCAGAAGGCUUAGAACCUCAUGUAUUUACUGAUGAGGAAGAUAAUUGA